AUGCUCUCAGAUGUACAUCCGCCUCUCCUGUUCUUUGGGGGUCAAAAGGGGGGCGGGCACCCUCAGAACGCCGACGCGCUCGGCACGUGCAGCGGCAGCGCCGGGGACCGCGCCGACGUCGGCCGGCUCACGGCUGGCAGCGACGCCUGCUGCGGGCUGGGCGACCACGGCCACGAAGGCGACUGGCGCGUCGUGGGUGUCCCCGUGCCGCAGCUGGUCGAGGCCGCCGAGCUGGGCUCCGCGUGCACGGGCCCGUGCCUCGGCCGGCCGUGCAGCAUCGCCUGCUGCAGGUCCUCGUGCGCGUCCUUCUGA
Prorocentrum cordatum is the source of this 312-nucleotide messenger RNA. NCBI's taxonomy places the organism in Eukaryota, Dinophyceae, Prorocentrales, Prorocentraceae. The record is from the annotation of a GenBank genome assembly.